AUGGCAGACAAUCGAGGGAUGAUGGAAGGUAUUGGAGGACCAGUUCGAAUGGAUCAGUAUUCUCUGAAUGGCAUUGAUCCUGCCUUGGACGCUUGUUGUCAACGAGAGUUGGAAUCCAACCGCAAAUACAACGCUCUAACAAGUACGUUGCAACGACAUGAUCGCAUUGCCACAGCAGAAGAACGUCGUCGACAUGCGCGGAAUUUGGUCAAGACUUCCAAUUUUGAAGGAUGUCGAUGCUGUUAUGAUCCUAAUAGUGAUGGAGGAGGCGAUUACCGUGCCUUGAUUGAGUACAAACAGCUAAAGCGACAAGAUGAAGACCAAGUGCAAGCACAGGACGAGGAUGCUUACGGCAUGUCCUUGCGUGAGAAAGCCCCAACUUCUGUACCUGAUAGACCUACUGAAAGUGAAACUGACAGUGAUGAUGAUAGUGAUUUUGACUAUUUACUGGAUGAUGACGAUUUGCCGGGAGCCAGUGCCAACAAGCAAUGGGAAGAAGCCCGCAAAGCAGAGUUGGAAUAUCAGAUAUGGAGCAAUCAAGUGGCUAUGCAACACGGGUUUGGAGUACACCGACAGCAUCACCCAGCACGAGUCCUCAAAGUAGCUGGAAUCAAGGGACCCAAAGAGGUAUCCUCUGCCAAUGCACGGCAGCCACCUCCAGCUGUGGUUUUGCACCUGCUGGACGCGGACGCCUUGUCGAGUGCGUCAUUGGAUUACUACCUUGAAAACACAUUGGCACCAGCCAACAUGGGGACCAUGUUUUUGCGAGCUCCUGGACGGGGGGCACUCCAAUGGAACGCUGACUCGCCAAGAAUGAAGGGUACACUGAUUGGACAAUUGGAACCCGAUCGGGAUUUGCCAUGUUUGAUUGCCAUUCGAGAUGGUGUCGUCGUAAAUGUCUGCCCAAACUUGCGUGAAUUCUCCCACAGUCGAGAUGGGGAAGGGGAAAUCGAGUCUCAUGCGGUGGAGCGGUGGUUGAAUCAAACUGGAGUUUUGAUUGCUCGUGCGCCGCCUGUUGAAACCUUGUGUUAUGUCCGACCCGAAGAAGAUGCUUUGAACUCGUAUUUGGGAGCUAAUACCAACAUCAGUAGCAAGAAGGCCGCCAGUGAAAAAGCGGAGAUUGACUAUUAUUGCUGUGGUCUUGAGGGAUGCCAAAAGACCUUUUACCACGAGCACGUUGGUGUGGAAACAUCCGAACAAUCUGGAUUGGUGGUGAAAGAAGAGACUGUGUUGGAAACUGAGAAUUAG
Cylindrotheca closterium is the source of this 1248-nucleotide messenger RNA. The record is from the annotation of a GenBank genome assembly. NCBI's taxonomy places the organism in Eukaryota, Bacillariophyta, Bacillariophyceae, Bacillariales, Bacillariaceae.